GUGAUCAAACCAAGCUUUCAAUGGUAUCGUUGAAAAUCGGGCAAUGCAAUUCUUUGGACAGAGGAUAACUUAAAAUCACGUUUACAGUCCCUUCAAGAGUGUCCGACAACGAUCGGAUUUGUUGGCUGCACGCUAUAAAUCAUAAGAUUGUCGCCAAAUAUUUAUAAAAGCGCCAAGAAGCGUCGAUUGGCCCUGAAACCAGUUUACUUCAACAUCGAAGUUCAUAGUAUAAAAUGGGAAAAAUCAAAAAUGUAAUUAGUUCUUCUAAAACCAGGAACAAACCAUGAAGGGUUGUGUUUUAGUUCUAUUGAGUAUUGCUGUUGCGAGUGGUGAUCAGCACCAGCACCAGCAUCUCCAGUUUGGUCAGCAACAGCAUCAGCAGCAUGGUCUAAAUCCUUUCCGAACCUUCUCCCCUUCAACACGUGCACUGGUCAGAUCUCAAGCAUCAGCCCCUGUAUCAACUUUUAUCCCAAUCAGAUCCUCUUCUUCAACUUCUAACUAUGCCUUGCCUACUCUGUCCUAUACGCCAACACAAUCUACUAGAUACAUCCCUUCUACGAUUAAUGCGUAUUCCCCUUCAGCUUCUCUUACCCCCAUUCAAACCACAAGAUAUAUCCCAACAUCAGCAAAUGUCUAUACUUCUACUCCAGUGAGAUCUUAUGCCACUCCUGCACCUUCCUACACUUCCUCUCCCUCAUUUACCUACUCUUCUUCCCCAGCUCAUGUCACCCCUUCAACCUACACUUCUGCUAGAGCACAUGCUGCCCCAACUCCUUCCUACACCGUCACCAGAUCCCAUUCUACUCCAAGCCAAACCUUAACCUCUGCCAGAGCCUAUAAUGCCCCAACCUACACUGACAAUGCCUCUGCUUACAGCUUCAAUUAUGGUGUUGCAGACACCUAUUCUGGUGCUAACUACAACCAUGCAGAAUCCAACAAUGGUUACUCCACCUCCGGGUCCUACUCUGUUGCUCUCCCUGAUGGAAGAAUCCAAACUGUCAACUACAGGGUUGAUGAUGAUACCAGUGGAUAUGUUGCUGAUGUCAGCUACUCAGGAGAAGCAAGAUAUGAUGCAGGAUCCAGCUACGCCCCAACCUCAUCUUACAAUGCUGUUCCCAUCAGAUCUGCACCAACCCCUUCUUUUUCCUAUGCUCCUACAGUUUCCUUCGUGGCUGUACCUAAGCCAACUCCUGCUAGUGACUACACCAAAGCAAGACCUGUUCCAACCCGUAUUCCAGUUUUUGAAUCUGAGUCCAGUGGAUAUGGCCGUUAAGAAGAUCAGAGCUUGGUUUAUUACUUUUUUAUUUCUUUUUAUUUAAUUAUUUAAAUAUAACUUAUUCAACUUUAUUUUCAUGCUUUGUUUGCUUUAUUAUGGAAUAAAAUUGAUUCCUAUU
Eurytemora carolleeae is the source of this 1394-nucleotide messenger RNA. Its product is annotated as flocculation protein FLO11. Bases 284 to 1273 code for a protein of 329 amino acids. The transcript is spliced from 2 exons. Lineage: Eukaryota; Metazoa; Arthropoda; Copepoda; Calanoida; Temoridae. Gene Ontology annotation, cellular component: extracellular matrix. The record is from RefSeq and is a predicted model, not a curated record.